This is a messenger RNA of Solea senegalensis (Senegalese sole), 1272 nucleotides long. RefSeq names its product zinc finger, CCHC domain containing 17 (gene zcchc17). Lineage: Eukaryota; Metazoa; Chordata; Actinopteri; Pleuronectiformes; Soleidae. Gene Ontology annotation, molecular function: RNA binding; zinc ion binding. The transcript has 7 exons. Gene Ontology annotation, biological process: RNA stabilization. The record is from RefSeq and is a predicted model, not a curated record. Bases 106 to 855 code for a protein of 249 amino acids.
UUUAAGCUUGGAAGAAGACAGUACUUGCUGGCUACCGUUAGCCUAGCCUCACUGCUGCUGUUCCCAUUGUGAAAGAACAAAUACUGGUCUGUCUCUACUGACAACAUGUCUGACAGUGAUGGACAAGCACAGGAGCCUGCUGGACUGGAAGGUCUGCCUCCACUGUUCAGCAUCGCCAAAGGAGAAGUGGUUUCUGUGCAAACCUAUGGAGCUUUUGUCCGACUCCCAGGAUACAAGAAGGAAGGCCUUGUGCAUGUGAGUGAGAUGUCAGCUUCACGGGUGGAAAGUGCCUCAGAAAUUGUGGAUGUGGGGGAACAGGUGUGGAUUAAAGUCAUUGGGAGAGAGAUUCGGGAUGAUAAGGUGAAGAUGUCCUUCUCAAUGAAAGCUGUCAAUCAGGGAACAGGGCGGGACUUGGACCCCAACAAUGUCAUGGCAGAGCAGGAUUCGAGACGACGUAGGCAGUUUAGAGACCAAACGGGCAACAGGAUCACACUGGAGGCCGUGCUCAACACGACUUGUUCAAAGUGCGGCUGCAAAGGUCACUUUACAAAGGACUGUUUUUCUGCUCCGGGCUUGCAGUACGCUCUUUUGCCUGAAGAGGACGAUGAAGGGCCACAGCAGCCACAGCAACAGACCUCCACAGCUGCACUACAGCAAGACUCAGACAAAAAGAAGAAGAAGAAGAAGGAGAAGAAAAUGAAGAAGAGAAAAAGGGAGAGGAAGGAGUCGGAGAGCGACAGCAGCAGCAACAGUGGGGAGUGUAAAUCCAAGAGGAGGCGCCACGAGCGCUCGCACGACAGAGAGGACAAAAAGAAGAAGAAACACAAGAAACACAAAUCUCACAAAAACAGCUGAGACAGCGACACACAGUACAGCAGCAGCAGCUAUCUCCCAGAUGCAAAAAGGGGAAGUGGUUAGAAACAGACAGUGACUGACUUACACUUGUCUUUUCUAAGUCAUUCCUCCACCACAAGCUUUUUGAAAUAGAAACAUUCAAGCACAUUUAGCCCCCCUCAAGUUAAAGAUGGAAACUGAGCAAACACAAAAAUUGAAAAGACAAGCCCCACUUGUCCUAAUGAAACCCCAGUCUCCCUCAAGGGAGAAGGGGGAUUCAUUCAUCAUGUGAAACCUGAUACUUGUGAGCAAUACGGCAGCAAGUGGCCAUCCCUCCUCAAAUCCAGAUAUCCUUUUUCUAAUGCUCUGGGAAAUCCGUCAAGCAGAAAUGAAGCAGUAAAAACAAAUCUUUAAGAGGAUCAGACCUUGAUUAUAAUC